CAUACAUAUACGUACAUACGUGAAGGUAUCGCCGAUAAAACGGCGCGGCGUGCAUCAUCAAUAUGGCGGCGAAUCUCGAGGAGGAGCAGAGUUUACGCGAGUGCGAGGAAUACGUUCAGCGACACAACAUCCAACAAGUCCUGAAAGACUGUAUAGUGCAACUGUGCGUAGGCCGGCCCGAGAACCCGAUCUCCUUCCUGCGGGAAUACUUCCAGAAGCUGGAAAGGGAACAAGCUCACGAUGCCAAGCAACAGAUCGCAACGAGUCCGGAGGACACGGAGGACAUGCCCGCGGGGCAACAGGGUCCGCAGGUGCCGCGACGACGGGGUGGAAUCUCGGCGGAGCCGGUCGAGGAAGACGCCACCAGUUACGUCAAGAAGGUCGUACCUAAGGACUACAAGACUAUGGCUGCCCUGAGUAAGGCAAUCGCCAAGAACGUUCUGUUCGCACAUCUGGACGAGAACGAGCGUUCCGAUAUAUUCGACGCGAUGUUCCCCGUGACCUUUCUACCCGGCGAGGCGAUCAUUCGUCAAGGCGACGAAGGCGAUAACUUCUACGUGAUCGAUCAAGGGGAGGUCGAGAUAUUCGUCAACGGCGAACUGGCGACGACGAUCGGCGAGGGUGGUAGCUUCGGCGAGCUCGCGUUAAUCUAUGGAACUCCACGUGCGGCCACCGUCAGAGCGAAGACCGACGUGAAGCUUUGGGGCAUCGACAGAGACUCUUACCGCAGAAUUCUCAUGGGUUCCACUAUAAGGAAACGGAAAAUGUACGAGGAGUUCCUCUCCAGGGUCUCGAUUUUAGAGUCCUUGGAUAAGUGGGAAAGACUCACGGUGGCCGACGCUCUGGAGCCGGUAGCAUUCGAUGACGGCGAAACGAUAGUUCGACAAGGUGAACCGGGAGAAGACUUUUAUAUAAUCGUCGAGGGAACUGCGGUGGUUCUUCAGCAACGUUCGGAAGGGGACGAACCCGCGGAGGUCGGCCGUUUAGGACCAUCCGAUUAUUUCGGUGAAAUAGCGUUGCUGCUGGACAGGCCACGAGCGGCGACCGUAGUGGCCAGGGGUCCGUUGAAAUGUGUGAAACUGGAUCGGGCACGGUUCGAGCGGGUCUUAGGCCCGUGCGCCGACAUUCUAAAACGCAACAUCACCCAGUAUAACAGCUUCGUGUCCCUUUCCGUGUAAACGGAAUCCUCCGUCGCAUUCUUUGCCUCCUUCCUCCCUCUCCGAUCCCAUCAUCGCAGUCAACGCGCUACUGAUCAUCGAUCAAUCUCUCAUUUCUCUCCGAGGGCUGCGUUAUUUCGCCGUACCGUUAAUAGUUGACACUUUUUUUUAUUUGAUUAAUAUUUAAGUGAAUUAAAAAAAAAUGUGUUAUAUGAUCAGCUAUCAAUCAGAUGUGUAUACAAAGACGGUAUCGUUAUAUAUUUAGAAAAGAGACGCUAUUAAUAUAUUUACACCGUAAGGCUAUUUACGCACUGUGUAGCUCGCGACGACUCGACGCCGACGCGCACGCGAAAUUAUUCAUAUUGACGUCGAUCUCUUCCGCGCGAUCUGUUCCUAAUUGUUACGUGCACGAGGCAAUUUUAUUAAUCUCUUAACGUCCGGAACGUUUUUUACAUUUUUUUUUUUGUGAUGUUGAACACUUGAUCUUUGAAAAAUUUGAUAUACAUUUGAUAUUCAUCCGCGAAAAAACAAUGGAGCCUUAAAUUAUCAAAAUCUUAUCGGAUAUCAAUGGUAUAUAAUUGUUUGAAUUGGGAAAAAGAAACAGACUCGAACUCAUCAGAACACUGGACGUUAAUGAAUUAAUCCACGGUUAAUGUGUUGUGUACGUUUUGAGUGUAUUGUAGAGGUCGUUGAGCAAAAUUGAGAUAAAAUGUAUCAAGAUGUGAUUGAUAAAAGUAUCUUCUCUCAAUACGAGGCUACAAUUUGCAUCAAAGAUGCAAACGCGGUUUACGUUCAUUAUACGAAUAGAAAGAAAAAAAUCAUGUAUCAAAUUACGUUAAAUUAUUCGAAGGCUAUUUACGAUUUCUAUUAUGUCAGAAGCGAACAAUUGUACAAAUUGUCCCACUUUACAUGUAAUCGAUAGAAUGGAUUGGUAAAAAUACAUCGGAGUUCUUUCUUUUUGAAAAAUCUACACUCACGAGUAACGAUAUUCUGCAUUUUUGUAAAGUUUAAUCAAUUUUACAAAUCCACUCUGUCGAAUACAAGUAAUAUCGAAUAUAUUCCUUCGAUAUAUCAUAUGUAUGAGUCUCUCGCGCAUCAAGUUCGCUUCCAAUUGUAAUGUAAUGGUAUAGUGAGGAGCCUUAAAUAUUAUCUAAUGGUUAGAAGAUAAGAAAUUGAAAAAAAAAAUGUUUUCUCGUUUACUGUUUUAUAUACACUUUAAAUGUUCUAUGUUGUCUCUCUUUCUCUUUUCACGUGUAAAUUGUUAAAUUAUUUAACAUUUAAAUUUUUAUUGACCGCCAACGGUUAUAAUUAGCAACGACAGAGUGUGAAUGUCGGUCGCGGCAUGCAAUUGCUUUGACGCAACACGGAGGAACAAGAUUAUUUAUUAUUGGCGAAGCGAAUAAAAAAAACAAGUCGCAAUUUAUGUCUCCUCUAAAAGUGCGCUAGGUUUAUAGUAAUACGACGCGACAAAAAAAUUGAGGAAUAUACAACGUCAGAAAAUUAAAUAAUUUAUUAUGCACAACAUAG
Molecule: messenger RNA, 2684 nt
Organism: Nylanderia fulva
Lineage: Eukaryota; Metazoa; Arthropoda; Insecta; Hymenoptera; Formicidae
Gene: Pka-R1
Product: protein kinase, cAMP-dependent, regulatory subunit type 1
Biological process (GO): negative regulation of cAMP-dependent protein kinase activity
Cellular component (GO): cytosol; cAMP-dependent protein kinase complex
Molecular function (GO): protein kinase A catalytic subunit binding; cAMP binding; cAMP-dependent protein kinase inhibitor activity
Source: RefSeq, a predicted model, not a curated record